Messenger RNA from Rhagoletis pomonella (apple maggot), 1947 nucleotides. RefSeq lists its product as uncharacterized. The annotation marks the transcript as partial. The transcript has 4 exons. Gene Ontology annotation, molecular function: nucleic acid binding. Gene Ontology annotation, biological process: DNA integration. Lineage: Eukaryota; Metazoa; Arthropoda; Insecta; Diptera; Tephritidae. The record is from RefSeq and is a predicted model, not a curated record.
AAAACGUGUACCCUUUGAGUCAGCAGCAAAUUCAGCAGUUAGAAGUCGUUAAGGCUUUGUUUCCGAAUGCUACUAAAGCUUUAGGACGUACCACAUUUAUCCAACAUCAUAUUGAUGUAGGAGACGCAAAGCCUGUGAAACAGCGUUUCUACCCCGUAAGCCCGGCUGUAGAGAAAUUGCUUUAUAAAGAGAUCGAUCGUAUGCUCCAACUGGAUAUAAUUGAGCCGUCGGUCAGUGCUUGGAGUUCACCCAUGCGUCUCGUUGUGAAACCCAACAAAGUUCGACUUUGCUUGGAUGCCCGCAGACUUAACGAAGUCACAAAAAAGGACGCUUACCCUUUACCUAGUAUUGACGGAAUCUUUUCUAGACUACCUAGCGCUAAUAUAAUCACCAAACUAGACCUUAAAGAUGCAUAUUGGCAAAUUGAGCUCAGUCCUGACUCAAAGCCGUUGACCGCCUUUACGGUCCCGGGACGACCGCUUUAUCAAUUUAAGGUAAUGCCAUUUGGGCUAUGCAAUGCCCCGUCUACUAUGUGCCGCUUGAUGGAUGAAAUCAUUCCACCUGAUCUUCGACAUUGCGUUUUCGGUUAUCUCGAUGACCUUUGCAUUGUGUCGGAAGACUUUUCAUCACAUCUCGCUGUGUUAGUUCGUUUAGCGGAGAAAUUCCGCAAAGCAAAUUUGACCCUCAAUAUUGACAAAAGCCAAUUUUGUGUCACAAGCAUUAAAUACCUAGGUUAUAUCAUUGGUAGCGGAGAUGCCAGCGAUUUUGGAAUUGGUGCGGUUCUGGUUCAAUUGUCCGACGACAGCGAAGAAAAGCCGAUAGCUUUUAUGUCCAAGAAAUUGAAUCGAGCUCAGCGCAACUAUAGCGUCACCGAGCGUGAAUGCUUAGCCGUAAUACUUGCUAUUGAAAAGUUCAGAUGUUACUUGGAACUACAAGAGUUCGAGGAACAUAUUGUUCCUGAUGCCUUAUCACGGCUAUGCGAAAAUGAAAUAUCAGAGUUAGAUAUGAGGCCGAUCAUAGAUCUUGAAUCAGACGCUUUUCAAGACGAGGGCUACGCAACCCUGAAAAACAAAUUUAGUGAAAACCCUGACAAAUUUCCUGAUAUGAAAAUUGUUGAUAAACUUUUGUAUAUUAGAACCGAACACGCUAUUGGCGAUGACCCCGAGGAUAAAUUCACGUGGAAGUUAUGGGUUCCAGAGAGGCUCAAACACGAGGCCCUAAAGCAAGCUCAUGACAGCCUCACGUCUUCGCACGCAGGCAUACAAAAGACCAUCGAGAAAUUACGUCGUUAUCUUUUCUGGCCUGGCUUAGCGAAGGAUGUACGCGAGUAUAUUCGACAAUGUGAAAUCUGUAAGGAGAAUAAAGCCCCCAAUGUCACGUUACGUCCUCCAAUGGGUGCUCAUAGCCCUACUUGUCGACCUUUCCAAAAGUUCUUUGGAGUUCCUGAAACCGUUGUGAGCGAUAACGGAACCCAAUUCAAAGCUAAUGACUUCCAAGCCUUCCUAACCGAAUUAGGUAUCAAACAGGUGUUUACUGCUUUAUACUCGCCGCAGAGCAAUGCUGCCGAACGCGUAAAUCGUUCGUUAUUAGCCGCGAUUCGUUUGUAUUUGAAAAACGACCAGUCUGAAUGGGACUUACAUCUCUCAAGCAUAUCCUGUUCCUUGAGAUCUGCACUUCAUCAAUCGCUAGGAUGUUCACCGUAUCGAGCCUUAUUUGGUCUGGAUAUGAUUACUCAUGGGUCAAACUACAAACUACUGAAGGAGUUAUCAUUACUUGAAGAGCCCAUUGUACCCAUUUCCCGAUCAGACAACUUAGCGUUAUUGAGAAAAGAUAUACAAGCAAGCAUACGCAAGGCAUAUGACAAAAACGUUAAGCAAUAUAAUUUACGUUCAAAACCUGUAUCUUAUAAAGAAGGCCAAGUAGUAUACCGUCGCAACUUCGCUCUAA